UCCGCUUACUCCGUACGUCGUGUCAUUUCGCGCGCCUCUCUUGAAAAGGUAGACUUCGUCCCCAAUCAUGUUGACUCUGAAGACGUCGACUGGACAGCUGUGUCAUACAAGUCUGCGGCAGUGUCAAAAACACGGCUUUUGACCCCAUCAAUGCGGGGCUGACCCGGUGAGCUUUUCUCGUUCGUGGGGUGUUUCCUAUUGCUGUCGAGCGCAGCCGGGUAUCUAGACCCCAAUAACUGCCGAUCGAUUCUGGGCCUAGAGACGGAACAGGGAUACAUAUAUUUGACAAACGACCUCCAGUAUCACUAACAAUCAUCCUGCCCCUGCUCGUGCUUGCGAGACCAUAUUAUCUAGAUUGCCGCGAGUCGAGUUCUCUUGCACAAUGGGUAGCGUAGCGGGCCAAUCUGCGCCGGCCUCAGUCUCACUGGGAAAGCUCGAAUUUCGAGGUUUUGUGAACGAUGCGACACAAGUGUCGAACUUUCUGGGGAUUCAGUAUGCCACAAUUCCCGCACGCUUCCGUCAAGCUCAACCUAUCGACCACUCAACUCUGACCGGUGUUCUUGAAGCGACCCAAUAUGGGCCGAUAUGUCCUCAAGCCGUGAGACCAGGCCGAGGAGAGUCCCCGCUCUUUCAAGGCUUGCCCCAGACCGAAGAUACUAUGGACGAAUUUGGAUGUUUGAGGCUCAAUGUCUACACUCCUACGGCACAGCACUCCUCGCCUUUACCUGUCUUGGUCUGGAUCCAUGGUGGAGGCUUCGUGUUUGGAGAUGGAGGCCGAGAGUUUGACGGCAACUUCUUGGUUCAGCACUCAGUCGAAUCUGGGAAGCCCAUUCUCUUUGUUGCGAUGAACUAUCGACUAGGUUAUUUUGGAUUCCUUACCUCAGAGGAACUGAAGGCCGAAGCCAAGAAGGAUGGGCAAAUCCCAUUCUCCAAUAUGGCAAUGUACGACCAAAGGGUUGCACUUUCAUGGGUUCAAAAGCACAUUCAGUAUUUUGGCGGUGACCCAUCGAACAUCACCAUUGCCGGCGAAUCUGCAGGAGGGCUAUCUGUCCUGGCUCAUCUCCGCUCGCACGUCCCCGUCUGCCAGAGAGGAUUUAUCAUGUCGAGCCCAAACCUCGACUACCCACGACCAGAAGAGGCUCAAGCUACUUUCGAUAGGCUUGUUGCUAGCACGGAUGUCCCCUCGUCAGCGACUGGAGAAGAGAAGCUCGCAGCAUUGAGAGCCCUCUCGUCCGAUGAUAUGAUGGCACUUCUUGGUCGAUCUUUCUCGACGCCACUGUGGGAUCCAGAAUGGUACACAUAUCAGGACGACUCCACUCCCACUGCAGGUCCGGCUCCACUGGGGCCUUGGGUCAAGGCAGUCAUCACGGGCUCCACAAAACAGGAAGCUGCAGUGUUUGGAAUGAGCAUGGGCUGGCCGUCGUGGACAGCGGAGCAAUUUUCCGAAAGAGUCAAGGAUGUCAUCCAAGAUGGGAAGGAUGCUGCAGAGUUGAUGCGCCUCUAUGGCAUUGAUCCAAAGUCAUCCCAGAAAAUCAACCUGGAAGGUCUUAUCGACAUGGUCACGGACACGAAUUUUAGCGGGUUGCCCUAUAUUGUUGCGGAACAAUCUGAAAGUACAUCAUCCCCUCCCAUCAGCCUUUACAGAUUCGACCAGCCAGACCCCUUCCCAGGGAGUCCCUUUUACGGCUAUGCGUAUCAUUCACUCGAUAACGCUUUCUUCUGUCGAUAUCCUUCUGUUGCUGGCCCUCAAGCGCCAGCAGAUGUGAAGGCUACUGCUGACGCAUUCAACAAAGCCGUCCUUGAUUUUGCGAAUGGAAGCCAGCCAUGGGAGACUUAUAGCAAAGACCAAAAGAUCAUGGUAUUCAAUGGUAAGGCGAGUGGGCUGGGCAAGGCAGACCAACCUGAUCGGUGGAGGAAAAUAUUUGGGGCAAGGGACGGCGAGAAGACUGUCAGGCGGUAUAACCACAAGUUGAUGGCUUUAGGUCACGAUUCAUUACCUUGAAAUACAAUGUAGGCU
This is a messenger RNA of Exophiala viscosa, 2017 nucleotides long. Its product is annotated as esterase/lipase. Gene Ontology annotation, molecular function: serine hydrolase activity. The record is from RefSeq and is a predicted model, not a curated record. The transcript has a single exon. NCBI's taxonomy places the organism in Eukaryota, Fungi, Ascomycota, Eurotiomycetes, Chaetothyriales, Herpotrichiellaceae. Bases 383 to 2002 code for a protein of 539 amino acids.